Molecule: messenger RNA, 12027 nt
Organism: Dunckerocampus dactyliophorus (ringed pipefish)
Lineage: Eukaryota; Metazoa; Chordata; Actinopteri; Syngnathiformes; Syngnathidae
Product: E3 ubiquitin-protein ligase RBBP6-like
Exons: 19
Coding region: 3139-7917 (1592 amino acids)
Biological process (GO): ubiquitin-dependent protein catabolic process; protein ubiquitination; mRNA processing
Cellular component (GO): nucleus
Molecular function (GO): zinc ion binding; nucleic acid binding; ubiquitin protein ligase activity
Source: RefSeq, a predicted model, not a curated record
UUAGGUUAUUUUUAUUUGUAUUUAUUUGUAUUAUUUUUUUUACCCUUUUAUUUAAGUCAUUUUUGUUUUUUUUGUAUGUCAAAUGAGGUGUGUUUUCUGCGGAAAAAAUGGCCUAUUUUCUGGGAAAACAUACAAAUGUAAUUAAAGUGUAAAGGUAAGUUAACUACCUUAAAAAUGAGUGUUAGCUCGGUGACUAAUGUGAUCGUCGUUCUCAUGAGGACAGACUGUUUUACUAAUGUUGAUGAUUUUGCCAUAUUGUACUGAGCAGCCAGGACGGAGACAUGUGUGCCGCUUUCCUGUGUCACAAUAAGUUCCGGUUCCACUUUUUCGGUCACCAUCACAUUUUUCCCCAUUGACUUCACAGAAAAGCCGAUGAUGAAGCAAAACAUGCUCGUGUAGCCCCACAUUUAGAUGUGUGAUGAAAAGAGCACCUUAUGAUACCAACUGACGUAAACUUGACGCACCUGUGUUGGAUGCCCGAUUCCGGAAGGCUGCCCAAAGCCUUCUAGAGUCAGCCCUUGUGAUGAUGAAGCACACCUUGCUCUCCUAAGAGUGAAAAGCGUGCAUGAAUAUUUAGCCACCUAACGAGGCUUAUGCAGAAAUAAACCAAUGCAAUUAAACGCUUACUUUGCUGCCUCUGUAUCCUCAGACUCCAAAAUGUCAGCCAAGUUAUUUAGCAUUAAAGUGGCUGAUUAAGGUUCUACAGCAUAUGGCUCUUUAAAUUAUACAUACAAGCAUCAGAGCCGUAUACUGUAGCAACCCCAACACAGGUAUUACAAUAUUGCAGGAUAUUUUUCUUCCAUGCUGUGUGUUUUUUAAUAUAUUUUUUGUGGGUGUUUUCUUCAGUGGUUGCACUUCAUUGCUCUGCUUUUCUUAUCAGAAUUUUAUAGCAAGCCGAGCCAUGAGUAGGAAGGAUUGAAUGAGGCGCGCAGAUACACCUGAUGAAUAUUCAUCAUCAUUCAUCAUUCAUAUGGAGCUCCGUGUCGUCGUCAUAGAGAUUAGAGUGGAUGACAGGAUUAUGGGGGAGACUCUGCGUCACUCGGGGGUGGACUUCUGCGCUUUCUUUUUUUUAUUGUUACCUUUGACUUCCUUAAAUGUGAGUAUGUGAGUGUUUCUCACCUUUUUUGUCAAUUUUCACUCAACAUCUUCCUUCAUUUGAUUCUCUUUAUUUAUUUUUGCCUUCUUCCCACAUUUGGAAAGCUCCCAUUGAGCAGCAUGGCACUGUCGUAAUUGCUUUCUUCAGCUCUAUUGGCCCAAUAAGAGAAAAUGGCCUUUUAUGCAAAUAGCCCAUAAAACACACACAGUCUUUCCCAGCAUGUAUCCCACAUCAGAUGAUUUUUUUUGGUACUAUUAUACCAAAGAGUACCAAAGAGUGUGUAUUAUUUGGAGUCAUUGAGUAGCCUGCAUACUGUAGACACCCAUGUACAGUAUGCUUUUGCAUUACAGCUCUCAGUAUGAUUUUGCAUCACUGCAAACUACCAGCACAAUAAUAAACUCCCUCACCAAAGUGGCACUUCAGGCAAUAUUUUAUAUGGCACCCCCCGCCUCCAUUGGCGAUUUACAUGCACUUGCAAAAGAAAUCGAAUGGCAUUGUUCUUACCGCUAACGUGUCACCCAAUUCACAUGGCUAAUAAAUCACAACUAAACACAAAACUAAAUAAACCCCCGGUAAAUAAGUGAAUAAAUAAUACAAGUAAUACAUUUUUAUCACAACAACCAACAUAAAAAAAAUGGAAUAACCACACAGUUUGCUCACGUAACUCUCUAUAUAUGCUAAUUUACACGAUGUAGUAGCUACAUACAAAAGCUAUAUAAAACACCUGCAGACCUACGAUGACGUGCAAAAAUGCUGAGUGCGGGGAGACUUUAUGAGACCAUUUGUAGUAAUCACAAUUAGAUAUGGCUUUACGUUUUAAUCAGUGUGAGUGUUUCCAUUUUAAGGGUUCAUAUAAUCACCGCUUUUAAUAUACAGUCAGCCCUCGUUAAUCGUGGUUAAUUGCUUCCAUACGCGACCGUGAUAUGUGAAUUUCCGCAAAGUAGGAUUCCUUACUCAUAAGUCAAAUAUUUUGGUAGUUGUAGCAUAGAAAAUCUGUCUCCGACCUUCUAAAUACGCUUUUUAACAUUGUUAGAGCCCUCUAGACAUGAAAUAACACCCCUAUAGUUGCCUUUACACUCAUAUUACCCAAUAUAGUAGACAUAAUAACAGGAAAUAAGACAUAAUAUAGACUCUCAAAACGUCUUUGAAUGCGUCUUCUGAAUGCUUUGUACAGUAAUCCCUUGUUUAUCAACGGUGAUGAGUCAAUUUUUGCAAAGUAAAAUUCCUUACACAUGAAAGGCUGGAAUUUUGACUAAUAAUAGGCCGCAUUCAACCAGGACGCUGCAAUGAUUUCUUCAUAUAUUUUUGAAAUAUUGCGAUGGAGUGAAGCCGCGAAAUUCGAAGCGAAGGUGAGGGAUUGCUGUAAUUUGAUAGAAAGUGUAUUUUUUCCUGAUUUUUUGGCACCCCCUGAAGGCCACGCCACCCUUAGCAUCUGCUGAUACAUUCAACUGAGCAACAUUAUCUUUAUAAAGGGAGAUAUUUGAUGAUAUUGCACAAGUGUAGCUGUCAGCGCUGUCAGAGCAGAUAUAAAUGAUUGCUGCAGUCUUUCCGCCAGUUCUUUGGUUUUGACUAAUUAAAUGACACUCAUGGAACCAUCUAUUCUAUCGCCGACAUGUGUCCUCCAUGGUCUUCCAGAAGAACAAAGAAAGGGACAAGAUAUAUACAUGCAAACACACACACACACUCUUUUGAUGGCUGAGUCAUGUCGUGUAUCAUAUGACGAUAAGAAGAACAUCAGUUUAAAAGCAGCAGCUGUUUCCCCUUCAUCCUCUCUCCCUGCUUCUCCUGCUGCAUCUCUCCAUCCUCCCACUGCUUUCACAAUGACGUGCUAAGCCAGCCAAGAUAGGGCAAAUCCCUCCUCGGAGCAGAGCAGGCGAGGAGAGAAAGAAACACAGAUAGAGAGUUGUGUGCAAAACCCUAACCUCGCUCUCUCCUUUCCAACUCAUCUUCUUCCUUCUCUGUUCGGAGCGGAGUGUGACCAAGCAGCUGGCAGGUCCCCGGUCACCUACUGUCCUCUGGUCUGCUGCUAGUAUCCUUGCUGCAUGUGCGCAUUGCUCAGUGGAUCACCGCACCGUCAUUCCAAAAGCUACGACACGGUGGUGUUUGACGGGCCGCACAUCACGCUGACAGACCUGAAGGAGCAGAUCAUGGGCAGAGAGAGGCUGCGAGCCGGGUGCGACCUGCAGAUAACCAACGCGCAAACUAAAGAAGAGUAUACGGACGAGGGAGGUGUCAUCCCCAAAGGCUCCUCUGUGAUCGUUAGGAGGGUCCCCGGGGUCAGGAGUGGUCCAGUCAAAAAGACUCACAACAUUGAGCGAUUAGAUGGCCACAGCCACCUUGCCUCCGGAGCCGUCAAAGCAAUGGAUGACCACAGUUCUACCAAAGCCCUGCCUUUGUUCUCCCAGAUGGUGAACCUGGCUGCUGCCGAUGUGUCGGAGGAUGAUAAGAUCAAAGUGGUGAUGAAUCAGUCCUCUUACGAUCCCAUGAAUUACAACAAAAAUUUUGGUGCACCGCUUCCUGCAAACUACACCUGUUACCGCUGUGGGAACACCGGACACCACAUCAGGAGCUGUCCUACCAGCGGGGAUAAAAAUUUUGAAGCUCCCCCGAAGAUGAAGAAGAGCACAGGCAUCCCUCGUUCCUUCAUGGUGGAGGUAGACGACCCCAACACGAAGGGAGCCAUGCUGACUAGUUGUGGACGCUAUGCAAUUCCUGCCAUAGAUGCCGAGGCGUACGCCCUUGGGAAGAAGGAGAAGCAUCCGUUUCUCCAGCAGGAGCCUGAGCCAGAAGACGAGAGAGAGCCCGUGCCAGAAGAACUCCAGUGUCUGAUCUGUCGGGACCUGCUUGUAGACUCGGUGGUCAUACCGUGCUGUGGGAACAGUUACUGUGACGACUGUAUUCGCACUGCCUUGCUGGAGUCAGAAGGACACGUCUGUCCCACCUGUAAGCAAUCUGAUGUGUCCCCUGACACAUUGAUCGCCAACAAAUUCCUCCGACAGGCUGUGAAUAAUUACAAGAAAGAGAAAGGCUACAGCAAAAGUGUAGGAAGGAAGUGUGGCGCCCCCCAAUCCCUGACCGCAGUGCCAACACCAAGUCCUGUGCCUACUCCUCCACCUGUGACCAGCCAACACCAGAAGAUCCACCAGAUGAACCCCAGACAGCAGGCUGAGGUUCCCCCGCAUGGCGCUCAUCCUGCAUUCAACCUCGCAAACCAACUCCCUUCCACUGAGACUGAAACCGAGACAGGAGAUUACUCAGCCCCUGACGUCCCUUCCCUGCUGCCAUCAAACAAACCCCCCACCAACGCCCCAUCGCAAGCAGUGACACUUGUUCACACUGCAGCAAAGCAACAAUCCUCCUUAGGUCAAACAUCAACCAGCUUGUACAGCUCCUCCUCAUCUGCUGUUUGUCCCCCUGGAGUGACAGCUGAAACCCAGCAGCUCCCUCCAUCCUCAUCCUCAAAUCCAUCUGUUCCGCCACCUUUUUUCUCCAGCCACCACUUCCACUCAUUCCACUCAGGUCCCCCACCCGGACACCCAGGGGCCCCGCCCAGUUGGACUCACCCAAACCCUCAGGGUGCCCCCAUCCCUCCCCUCCUCUCCUCCUCCUCCAUACCGUCGCUCAUCCAGAGGGAAUGGUUCAACCAUCAUCGACACAGGAAGGAAAGGUCAAAGACGCUCUGUGGAAAAAACAUUCACGUAUCUUCAUGUUCAUUUGUUCAGUCGUGUUUGCCUGCGUCCCUCAGGUCUCCACGCACACGAUCCACCCGCAGGCGCUCUUCGCGGUCCAAGUCCAAGUCGUCUCGCUCUUCAAGCAGAUCUAGCCGGUCCCGGUCCAGAUCCCACGGCAGAUCAAGGCCCAGGUCUCCCUACUCCCAUCACAGAGUCCCACACAGUCGCUCUCAUCCCCCACGCGCCUACAGCUACGGGUACAAGAGGUCCCGCUCGCCCACACCCUCAUCCUCAUCUUCACCCCGUCGGGGUCCCCAUUCUAAGUCCCACUCAGAUCACCGGAGAAACCGCCAUCACAGCAAAAGGUCUUCUCACAGCAGCCACAAAUCCAGUAGGCGAACAGACCACCCACCAUCAUCGGGGAGGGCCGAGGGAGACACUGGGCAGACUGAUUACUACCAGCAAUGGAAAAUCCAAUACAAAGAGUGGUAUGAGAAGUAUUUCAGCAGUUAUGUCAGCCACUACCACCAGCUGCCGCCUCCGCUUCUCUCCCUUCCUCCUCCCCCAAAUCCUUUGUGGGCAGACCGAGCAGAGAACCAACCCAUCCACAACUCGGACUCAUUCAGCCAAGCCCAAUAUAUGCACACCACUUUAACAGACCGCCACUCCCCUUCGUCUCAGUCGUCUAGCGAGAGUCGCUCCCAGUCAUCCAGCGAGGGUCAUUCCCCCCAGUCUGCAUCUUCCAGUGACUGCAGCUCCCCUCCCUCGGGCUCUCCCAGAGACGCCUGCUCUCUGCCAUCUGGAGACUCCACCCCGCAGCCUAGGAGCGCCCAGAAGGACGUAACGCGUCCAAAUUUAGAACAUGAGUUGAAGAGGAUGAGAAAGGGUGUGCCAGGCGACAAUACACAUUCACCUGAUGCGGCAGGCUCGAUAGACAAGAAGCGUCGUAUUGAAUCGAUCACAUCCGAUGACCAAAUUCCACUCAAAUCUAAUAAAAAAGAGAAAGAACAACAAAGAGAUCACCGGAAAAGUGGAAAAAAAAGUAAAAGAAGCAAAGAUUUAAACCCUCGAUGGGAUGAGGAGAGGCAUUGUGAUGUCAAGCCCGGGCGAGAUGCUCACAAAACUGGUGAAGGUAGCAAAGCUUCUAAAUCAGACAGAAAGAGAGAGAGGGCGGCUGAGGAGAAAAAACGUAAAGAGCAAAGUCAUACUGGAGCAUCUAAAAGCAGCACGAGGAACGUGCAAACCAACCUGGAAACUCCCACUCCUGGGGGAAAGAAAGCACUGCCUGGCAGAGUGACGGACAUCUGGGAGGGGCGGGUGAAGGUGAAACCACAGAAGAAAAUUAGCAUCAAUAUCAAUCUGGACAGGAGGAGACCGGAAGAAAAAGCUGAAAUUCCGGAAGUGUCUUGUCCGGAGACGAGUGCGGAAAAGUCACAGGAAGACACGGAGGUGACUGCAGAUGGUGACCAGUUGGAGGCAGAAAUUCCCAAAACGGAACAGCAGCAAGCAACCCAACCCCACCAGAAAGGCCAACCAGAGGCUGGAAACAAAAUGGAAAAUGUUAUCAGUCUCACAGGGGAGACGAUAACAGCAGAUGAGGAAUUGACUGUGGAAAAUUGCAGAGAAGAGGAGACGUUUACACUUGGUGAUCUUCGGACAGCAGGGGAGGUAGACGCAAGCACAGAAGCCAAGAGAGAGGAUGAGGGUGUGAAGGAGGAUGAAAUAAAGGAACACGAUGAGUUCAUUGCAACGACUGAAAAGGAGGACACAGAGGAGGUGAGACACGAGGAAACCUGUGAAAACUUGACAGCAGAGUGGGAGCCAAAAGAAGAACUGGUGGAGGGAGUGAAGAUGAGGAGUAUGAGCGACGAAGACACAGACACUUUGACGAGGAAGUCACACUCCAGCGAAGGAGCAGGCAUUAAAGAGGAGGCUGACAGCACUCCCACAGUGCACUGCCGUGGACGUGAGGGGUUUCCAGAAGGAAGUGUUGAGGUGACAACACCCCCACAUCAGCAGGACUACCAUGGAGACCUGGGCAGACUUGGACUCGUGCAGGUUCCCUUCUCCGAAUGUGAGAAAGAAGACGCUGAUGUUGAGAAAAAGGAUGUUCUUUCACCAUCAGUGACGGCAGACCAGAAGGAGGCAAUGGGAGACACUCAGAAAGAAAGCCCAAGGCCAGAAGAGGUGCAGAUGGAAGAGGAAAUAGGAGGCUGCAGCGAGAGGGUUGACUGUUGUUUGGCUCCCUCUAGCGGUACUGACGGGAGUGACAGCGGGGACACAAGAGAGCUGGAGAUGGCAGCUGACACGCUGAGAGAUCAUGAGAAAGACCAGAGAGAGAAUAAAGCAGUCAAGGAGGAAAAAAAGACAUCUUUAAGUCCUUGCUCCUUGUCAAAGAGCGACACAGAGCAGGAAGUCAGCCUAGAAGACAGCAAAGAAGCUCCCAGAGAUGUUGAACAGUCUCAUCAAAGUGGAUGCAAGAAACAGGUCAAUGUUGUAAUGGAUGUCAAAUGUAACAUGACAAAGGAGGACCAGGGCCACCACUUCCAUCAUCAUGAUCACGGAGACCCAGACAGUACCAGCAACAACAAAAAUGAAGCUGCUGCAACACUUCACUCCCUAUCUUCUCUCUUUCACACCUCGGAAAGCGUGCAAGGAACCCCAGAGCCCAGCUUGACCAGCACUAGCACCUCUGGUCUGCCUCUCAAGCCUUCUGAUGAGCCCAAGCACCAGCUUGUACCAGCCACGCCCCGUGGAGCACCUCAGUCCAAACGAGACCGAAGCAGACACUCGGACAGACCUGGACCCAGACCUGAGAGCAGAGAGGAGCAGUGGAAGAAGUACAAGCUGGAAAAAAUGUUGAAGGAACGCCAGCAGGAGAGAGCGAGCAAGGAGGCGAAGGAUGAUCGAGAAGCAGGUCGACAUCACGGCCCACGUGAGACCCAGCCGCUUGGAAAGGAGCCCGUGAGCGCGCAAGCAGCGGGAGAAAGGCCUGUCGGUCACGGCAGCAGCAGUCUGAGCUCAUCAAGUGUGAAGAACAGUGAAGAUGACAGGAAACCAAAGAAGCACAAGAAGGAGAAACGUCAAGAGCUAGAAGAACCAGAGAGGAAACACAAAAAGUCCAAGAAAAGACAGCAAGACCACUUCUAGAUAUUUCUUUUCCAUUUAUUUCUGCGUAAAGUGCCUGCUUUUUUGUGUCAUUCAAUGGUGAAAGUGAGCAAAAUGUGGAUGAGAAGCACUUUAUUCUUUCAAUGGAAACCCAAGUGAUUAUUUAAAAAGUACAAUGCACACCCAACCUGCGCUACACUGCCACCUGGUGGCUCUCUUGUUCUAAAGCCGGAAGGAAAAUGUUACAUUUGAUUAUUUGAUUUGGCUCACACGGUAGAGCAAUGCAAACCACGAGGAAAGGAAUAUGUGAUUAUUUAUUAAAUGAACCUCUUUUGCCUGUUUUUUUUCUUAUUUGUACAUUUAAUUUGGAAAAAGAAUAAUUACAUGCUGCUAAUUUACCAGAGGAAUUUUUCUUUUUCUUCCCGGUUUGAAGGAAAUAAAAGAGAAUACUUGUGUAUGAAUGGAUGUGUUUUUGUUUCCGUUUAGAAGUGAAUGAGAUGGAAGAUGGAGGACAAGAAAGGUGUUGGUGAUGUUUUGGUCACCUAAUUUAUGAAUGUGAAAACAGGUGCUGCAAACUCCCACAGUGAGACCAUCUUUGUCUGCUUGCACUUUUGUUUUUACGCCACCGUGUGACUAACCUUUUGUUGUGGGUCGUUUCAGGUCAGUAUCCUGCCCCUCUUUCUCCCUGCAGAAGACCAAGACAGCACGAGACGGCAGACAGACAAGCAGCAUGAUCUUCUGUCCUUGUGUGCGUCUCAGAACUCAGGUAUGCUUUUGUUGCCUUCCGUAGUCCUUUGUUGUUCUGCCAUUUGCUGUGCUGCUUUCUUACCACUCAUGUCUGCGUUUUCCGCCCCUUUUCUGUGCCCACAUGCCAGGGCACUCUGCCAGUGCAGCAUGAACAAGGUGUGUGAGUGUGUGUGUGUGUUUAUCUAUUUGGAUGGAAAUAACCUUGCGGAUAGAUGACUUUUUCUUCAUUUCUAAACCGAUACAAUGAAACUCUCAAACUGUUUUGGUGUAGUGGAGCUACAAGUAUCAUUCUAUCACGGUUUUCAAAGACAUACAGUAUGAAUCAAUCAAGCUGUCAUGUGGUUGAACACAGCCUAUUGUUAGUCAAAAAUAAGCACGUGACGUGUUUUUUUCCCCCAAAUAAAGCGUUAAUUACUAAAAUACAAAAGGCAUUCAAAAACGCUGUGAUGAUAUGUAGGAUUCUACCCUGGUCACUAGGUGUCAGUAAUGUUACUGUAAUGUUGGGUGAGAAACACAAGCACCGGACUUGAUCGCUGGAACAACAGGCUUUUAUUGCUGGUUUGAGUGAUCUCACCCAAGGCACAAUAACCCCUAACAUGGGCUACUGUUGCAGCUUAACCCACACCAAGCUAAAACUCAACUCUGAACCCCCGGCGUCACUUCCUGUCUGCUCCCCAACACAACAGCUGCCGUAGCACCAGAACACAAAUCUCAUUUAUGUCUUAAAUGUCAUAUUUUUUUCUAUUUUUAUUUCUACUAUAUUCGGUAAUAUGGUUGUCACGUCACGUUUCCAGCGGAGUUCUCCUGUCAUACAAAAGAUCUUUGACUAGCGUUUUGGAAGCAGGGGCCUAAAAACAACAGAGAGCUCCUCACUGUUUUUGCAGUCGGUACUUGAAAACAGUGGAGCGCUCCUGUUAUUUAGAGGAUCUUUGACUAGCAUUUCUGCAGCAGCUACUUGCAAAGCGUUAAGCUCUUCUACUGUAAGAUAUGUAAAUAUUUUUCGCUGUUAAUUGAAUUUAGAGAAGUUGACCGGAAAAUUAGACGACAAAACUUUUAGUGAACAUAUUUUUAACUGAUUCAAUCCCAGCCAUUUUUCAAAAUUCAACCCCUUCAGUAUUGGCCAUUUUAGAUGAUUUUGACUGAUCUUUCAAGGCACACAGAAUAAUAUUGUGUUCUGUGGCUGUAUAAACAUGGAACCUUCCAAAAGAAAGAUUAGACUCCCGUCUUUCAUUAGAAAAAAAAAGUUUGUUUCUACCUUUGUCCGUUCUUUAGUAAUCAGCGGUAGAACAGGUAAGUUUCAGGAAAAUAUCAGUUCCUAAACUAACUUUUGUGAAAAGAUACAUUUAAACAUAACUUUCACUUUGACACAAAUACUUUUUGUUAUUGUGACAGCUCAAAUAUCUAAACAACUGCACCACAACAGAAACACAAAAAAUGUUGUUUUACAUCAAAAUAGUAAUUUAUUUGCAAAUAUAACACCAUGAACUAUUUACCAUUUUCUUAUUUGGAACUAAACUGUGUGUGUGCACGCGCGUGCGCAUGCGUUAGAGUUUCUCUACAACGCGUAACCUUCUGCACGCUACACUCCUCCAUCCUCUUCCACGUCCUCCUUGCUGUUGAGUGCAUAAAUCCAUGCAAAAGAUCCAUGCCGAGCUCUCAGCAAAUGCACUUGUGCCACCUUGUGGCCGCUUUUAUGGCUUAAAACUGCAGUGACAGUGACUUCUUAUUCGUGCUUGUAUUUGCGUCAUCACCUGUUUUUGCCUCGCACACAAAAAAACGUAAAAGACGUAUAAAUAAGUCUUUGAGAGCGAACAUUUGGGUUUAAAAAAACAUCUUUGGUGUUGAAUGAAUUUUUUUCAGUCACGUUUUCAAGACUGGCGGAUUACACUUAAAAAAAACAAGACAACAAGAUACGCAGGCUCAUAACAAAAGGCGUGUUGUCUUUAUGCCAUUGCACCGCUGUGUAGAAAUAUGAUGCACUCGCUCUGGAAUCAGCUCUGAAGUUGCCAUGGUAACGCCCAUCACGCAGGCAGGCCCCAGCCGUGCACUCAAACACACACACACACACAGCGGUAAUGAGAGACGGCAGACAAUCACGUGCACACACGUGCACUUCCUUUGAAGCACGGGGGUGAGAAGCAGAGGAGAAAGUUAACCAUGAAUGGGAAAAAAGGAAUAAAAUACAAGUUCAUCUGUCAUCAAGCUUGAACGUGAAUGUCAUAAUUAGACCGACAUGAUGAUUUUUGUUUUUCCAUGUCAUGUUCUCGCUCUGCUAGCACUUUCUCUCUUCCUGUCACGUCAACCUGCUCUUUUGUCGUUCUCUUUCUUUCUGUCUCUCGCCCUGCAAGGGGUCUACUGGCCGUCCACAGCCGACAAAAGCCCAGCGGCGGUCCGCUUGGUGACAAUGACUGCGGGGUCAGCCGCACUUUGUAUCAGGGCCCGGCAGCAGCGGCACAGACGCUCUCGUCUUUCAAAAUAUUUAUACUGCAUGGACUCAUCACUCCUGCAGAUCUGUCUUUUUUUUUCUCUCUCUCCUACGUUCAUUAGAAACUGGAUUUUAAAUGUCAACCCCAGAUCAUUCCUUGAAUGCUUGUAUUCGACUUCUACUAUUGCAAUACUGAAGAUAACCAGUACCACGAAGGUGGAAGACCAUGAAGAAGGAACCAUUGCAGUGUUUAGUGUGACUAUUUAGCCUGUGACAGUGACGUAUUUAAUAAGCGGAGAGGAAUCCAGGCUGUGUGUCGUUCCACUUAAAUGAACAAAAAAACAAAGCAGUGUUGCAACUGACCUUUAAAUGUUGCCUUCAAGCGCCAAAAGAGGCAUUUCCCUCCUUCAUUCCAAUACUUUCACACUGCUACACACUGUGCGUGUGUGUGUGUGUUGUGCUUUGCCACAUCGUAAAAGGCUGGAAAUGCAAGGCAGUGUGCAGUUUGACCGGCGUUCUGCAUGACUUCCUGCGGUAAUAGCUGAGCAUAGCAAGGGCAGCAGCGCCUGCCUGAUAGGUCAUCUGCAUGUAGAUGAGUAGACCGACGUAUCCUGUGAUUAUCUGCAUAAUCGCAGCCCGGCCAUGGAUUAUUACCAUCCGUAGGAAAGGACAAAUCUCAUGAAGAGAGCCGAAUGGUAGCUCUUCUGAUAUCCAUCAUGUCGUAUAAGAUGCAGAUGGGCACAGACGCCCUCAUGACUUCAUUCACAUACAAUGAUGGCUUUUAUUCUGGUAAUAUUACCACGUUAUUGCCAUAAUAAUUCCAGCUUUAUUCUGAUCGUAUUUUCAUAACGUAUAAUACUUUUUAUUCUCGUAAAAUUAUGAAUUUCAGUGUUUACAUUUCUAUUUUUAUUACAUUUUUAAAAAUGUUUUUUAAAUUGUUAAAUGUUAUUCUCAUCAUCACAACUUAAUUCUCGUAGCAU